Molecule: messenger RNA, 1675 nt
Organism: Cyprinodon variegatus (sheepshead minnow)
Lineage: Eukaryota; Metazoa; Chordata; Actinopteri; Cyprinodontiformes; Cyprinodontidae
Product: LIM/homeobox protein Lhx6-like
Exons: 9
Coding region: 411-1133 (240 amino acids)
Biological process (GO): regulation of transcription by RNA polymerase II; forebrain neuron development; neuron differentiation
Cellular component (GO): nucleus
Molecular function (GO): DNA-binding transcription factor activity, RNA polymerase II-specific; RNA polymerase II transcription regulatory region sequence-specific DNA binding
Source: RefSeq, a predicted model, not a curated record
CCUGCCUCUGCUCACUGGGAUUAGAUUCUGAGUCUAUUUCAGAUCAGAGUGUUUGGAAACCAUGAUGGAGUCCCUCAAGGUUCAUCUUGGAUCAGCUUUUUCUUAAAAGCAGAAAGGACUGCCCAUAAAAAACCUUUUGGGAUUUAUUUAGACGCUUUUUCUGGAUAAACCAUUUAUCCCCGAAUGAUGUUUUCGCCGCAUUACGGAGGUUUUCUGUCUCAGAAGUUUUUGCAGACCAUCUCCUCUUGUUUCACUCCCUCCAGUGUUUACAUCCAAGUCGGGUUUAAAUGCGGGAGAAACUGUAAGACGUUGAGUUUGGAGCGGCUGUAGGGCGCGUUUGGAGCAGAGAUGCGCAAUGCGCAGAGCAAACUGUGUCUCCACCACGAAUAGGCAGAAUUCAGGACCUGGAAAUGUCUAAGCCGGAUGUGAAGAAGGAGUCCGGUGAGUCCAGCCCACUGGAGGCCGCCUGCCUCUGCUCUCCUCCGGCGGCCAAGAACCAAUGCGCCAGCUGUGGGAUGGAGAUCCAGGACCGCUACCUGCUGAAGGUGAACAACUUGAACUGGCAUUUAGGCUGCCUGGAGUGCUCCGUCUGUAGGGCGUCUCUGCGGCAACACAACAGCUGCUACGUUAAAAACAAAGAAAUCUUCUGCAAACUGGAUUAUUUCAGGGCUGCAGAAAACGGCACCGGUCUGACUCUGGAAGGAGCGCUGCCUUCAGAUCAGGACUGCCAACCAAAACCAGCAAAGAGGGCACGGACCUCGUUCACGGCCGAGCAGCUGCAGGUCAUGCAGACUCAGUUUGCCCAAGACAACAACCCUGAUGCUCAGACACUGCAGAAACUGGCAGAAAUGACGGGACUUAGCAGAAGAGUCAUUCAGGUUUGGUUUCAGAACUGCCGCGCCCGACACAAAAAGCAGCCCCCUCAGAGCAGCUUCCCUCAGAACGCUCCACUGGCCAGGAUGCCGCCGUCGCUUCCAGAAGAUCUCCACUAUUCCUCCUUCAGCAGCCCGGACCGACCUCACCUCCUGGCUCUGCACGGAUACCUGGAUGCUCACCCCUUUUCCGUCCUCGCCGGCCCUGGACACUUGACUCAUCCGUCCAUUUCUUUGCCGCAGCUUCCAAUCAGCCGCUGACCUGCAGAAUCCUCCUCUGUGUUUUCACCACUGAUGACAUGGAAAGCUAUUCCUGUCUGCAGCCCUUAGGCAGAGCAGGGACGUUCAUUUUCUGUUCGAUUAUUCCUUUUGAGCUGGACUGUGGUGACGCUUUCAAGCAAACAGAGGACACUUUUUUUUUUCUUUAUUCUAAAUGAAGCACAGAAUACUUUUAUUUUAUUUUAUUUCCCCUCUCAGAGGACAGAAGCUCUCUCAUUCUUCCAGUUAGUGCUUGUGGCUUCAAAUGGCAGAGCCUGGUAGCAGUAUGCCCGAGAAGCUUUUCCUUUUUCAUUAUGAGCACAUUUGCAGCUUUAAUGUUGUUUGUUGUUGUACUGUUGUCAGGAGAAAAAAAUCUCUUAUUUAUUCAGAUAAAAACUUGUUUUCAAAGCACUUUUAAAUGUGUCAUUACAUGGAAAAAUUCUGUAUUUGUACAUUGUAAAUAAAUUGCAUCAAAUCUGUCAUCAGGUUUAUUUACAUUGUAGAAACAAUCUAGAAAUAAGUAAAACAUUUUUAAAUUGAGCAUA